AUGACACUGGCUGGCGUCGGAGGCGAUGUGUUCGGUGAAGAUAAGAAAGCUAAAGCUGGUGGAGGUGGAGGCGGAGGCGCAAAUCCAAGAGCACCGGAUAAUAAAGAUGCAAAAGCGGGAACGUUUGAUCCAAAUUACCAGACAUUGGCUGGUGUGGGUGGUGAUGUAUUUGGCGCUGAUAAGAAAGCUGCUGGAGGAGGUGGCGGUGGGGGAGGUGCUGCAAAAGUACCCGAAAAUAAAGAUGCUAAAGCAGGAACAUUUGAUCCGAAUUAUCAGACAUUGGCUGGAGUUGGUGGCGAUGUGUUCGGUGCAGAUAAGAAGAAGUAG
Molecule: messenger RNA, 327 nt
Organism: Anisakis simplex (herring worm)
Lineage: Eukaryota; Metazoa; Nematoda; Chromadorea; Rhabditida; Anisakidae
Source: the annotation of a GenBank genome assembly